Drosophila miranda is the source of this 4417-nucleotide messenger RNA. RefSeq names its product AP-1 complex subunit gamma-1 (gene AP-1gamma). The record is from RefSeq and is a predicted model, not a curated record. Bases 728 to 3589 code for a protein of 953 amino acids. Gene Ontology annotation, biological process: receptor-mediated endocytosis; Golgi to vacuole transport; intracellular protein transport. Gene Ontology annotation, cellular component: Golgi apparatus; AP-1 adaptor complex; membrane coat. Gene Ontology annotation, molecular function: clathrin-cargo adaptor activity. Lineage: Eukaryota; Metazoa; Arthropoda; Insecta; Diptera; Drosophilidae. The transcript has 16 exons.
GCUCUCACUACUACUGUUGCGCUCAUCAUCAACAUAUUCUCUACGAACAUUUUUUUUACUUGUUACGUUGAUUUUGUGGCAUUAAAAUUAAAAUAUAGCAUAAACUAAUGCAGUGAGAACAUGUGUUGAGCGUAGCCCACCUAGUUGUCGCUAAAUUGAAAUCAUUCCAGCCAAUAAAAAGCCACCAGUGUGUCGUGUCCCCUUGUGUUGAAAUUUUUUGUCGCGUUGUAAAAUUUCGCAUUGGAAGUUGGUCGACGCGGAGGCGGAGGGCAGAUUAGUAACACGGGUGAAGAGCGAAGAAGAUCGAGCGAGCGAGUGAGUAACCAGAGUGUGCUGCCCAUUAUAGCAGAAGAGCAAAGAGAGCGAAACAAAAGUAUAACGGAAUAGCGGCCGGCUGUUUCUUGUGUAUGCAUGGACAUAUGUCUGUACUGUUGUGUGAGUCGCGUGAAGAUCUGCAUAUAAAAACUGUUUUGUAUUGUUGCUGUCGCGGCCGCAGCCUCCUCGCCGACACGCCCAAACGGCCGCCCACACAGUCCAGCAGACAAUAACGCGUACAUAAACGCGUAGGCCGGCAAAAGCAGCAAAAACAGCAAAAGCAAAGAAACAACAACAAACAACAUCAAAAGAGAGCGCCUGCCAGCGUCAGCAGAAAGUGCAGCGGGGUCCAACAGAGCAGGCAAGCUGCUGCAAAAAGCUCCAAAAGUGAUUCAACGUUUUUGCCUCCACAAUGAAUUCCGAGCAUGGAUUCAAUCCAGCCUUCAAUAUGGCCACCAUACGGCAGGCAUUUACAGAGGCGGUUGAGAGAGUCAGAAUGCCCACGCCCACACGCCUGCGCGAUCUCAUCCGACAGAUUCGCGCCGCCCGCACUGCGGCCGAGGAGCGUGCCGUUGUCAACAAAGAGUGCGCCUACAUACGGAGCACAUUCCGGGAAGAGGACUCUGUCUGGCGCUGUCGCAACAUUGCCAAGCUGCUGUACAUACACAUGCUCGGCUAUCCGGCUCACUUUGGACAACUGGAGUGCCUUAAGCUGACGGCCAGCACGCGAUUUACAGACAAGCGAAUCGGUUAUCUGGGGGCCAUGCUGCUGCUAGAUGAGCGGCAAGAUGUACACCUGCUGAUCACGAAUUGUUUGAAGAAUGACUUGAACAGCUCGACACAGUUUGUGGUCGGCCUGGCGCUGUGCACAUUGGGUGCCAUUGCCUCGCCAGAGAUGGCACGAGAUUUGGCCAGCGAAGUGGAGCGUCUGAUGAAAUCCCCGAAUACGUACAUCCGAAAGAAGGCAACGCUGUGCGCCUUUCGUGUGAUUCGUCGGGUGCCCGAGCUGAUGGAGAUAUUCCUGCCGGCGACGCGUUCACUGCUCAGCGAGAAGAAUCAUGGAAUUUUGAUCACUGGCGUAACGCUCAUCACGGAAAUGUGCGAGAACAGCUCCGACACGCUAAUGCACUUCAAGAAGGAUAGCGGAAAUCGAGAGAUCGUCCCGAAUCUAGUGCGCAUACUGAAGAAUCUUAUUCUGGGCGGCUAUUCGCCAGAGCACGAUGUGAGCGGUGUGAGCGAUCCGUUCCUGCAGGUGAAGAUACUGCGCUUGCUGCGCAUAUUGGGCCACAAUGAUCCGGAUGCUUCGGAGGCGAUGAACGAUAUACUGGCACAGGUGGCGACCAACACGGAGACGAGCAAAAAUGUGGGCAACACCAUACUCUAUGAGACAGUGCUCUCCAUAAUGGAUAUACGCUCGGAGGGUGGCCUACGUGUCCUGGCUGUGAAUAUACUGGGACGAUUCCUACUCAAUUCGGACAAGAACAUACGCUACGUGGCACUGAAUACGCUGCUCCGCACUGUCCAUGCGGACACGUCGGCUGUGCAACGGCAUCGCACCACCAUAUUGGAGUGUCUCAAGGAUCCCGAUGUGUCCAUUCGUCGCCGGGCAAUGGAAUUGUCGUUUGCCCUGAUCAAUGCACAAAAUAUACGUACAAUGACCAAGGAGCUGUUACUGUUCCUCGAGAAGGCCGAUGCGGAGUUUAAGGCUCAAUGCAGUUCUGGCAUGAUCUUGGCCGCCGAACGCUAUUCGCCCAAUACGCGCUGGCAUUUGGACACACAGCUGAGUGUCCUGAUUGCCGCUGGGAAUUAUGUGCGCGACGAUGUGGUAUCCUCUACUAUACAGCUGGUCUCCAGCAGCCCUGUGUUGGAGCAGACAUACAUCACGAAUCGUUUCUGGGAAUCGCUGCAGGUGGCAAACCAUUGCGAGGAUAAGCAGCCAUUGUUGCAGGUUGCCGUCUGGGCCAUAGGCGAGUACGGGGAUCUCUUCAUGUAUGGCUCAAAUGAGGAUGAGUUUGAACGUCCCUCUGAGAGCGAUCUGAUCGCCAUGUAUCAUAAGUUUUUAACCUCUGCUCAAGUUUCGACCACAAGCAAGCAAUAUGCCCUGGUCUCCCUAGCCAAGCUAAGCACGCGUCUGCAGCAAUGCGUGGAGGAAGUCCAAGCUCUGAUCACCUCGUUUGGCAGCCAUCUCAAUGUGGAUCUGCAGCAGCGAGGCGUGGAAUUCACACAACUCUUUGGCCACUAUAAGCAUCUGCGUCCGGCGCUGCUCGAAAAGAUGCCGGCCAUGCAGAUCAGUCGCAUAAGCUCGCAGAAUGGCGAGAGCGGCGGCUCUUUCGAUGACAACAGUCCAGAUGUCAUCGAGAAUGGUGUGGAGGGAGGGGGCAACGUUGGUGUCGGACAUUCACUUAUCGAAAGCAAUAUGAAUAUGCUGGGUGACAAUACGAACAUUCUGCUGGAUCUAUUGGGCAGCACAGAUCUGUCGGCGGGCGCCAGUGAUCUGGUGGCAGCCACCGAUCUGUCCAAUGCCGUGCAUAAAAAGAACUCGCGGAAUGCCAAUGACAUUGGCGUGGCCGUGUCCAAUAACCAGGAUCUGUUGGAUUUACUUGACCUGGAUAUGACGGCGCCUGCGACUGUCACAGCGACGGCGCCAGGUGCGGGCGGUAUCAUGCUGGAUCAACACCAUACGAGUGCGGCCAACAUGAAUACCAUGCUGGGCGGCCUGGAUCUGGGUGGCUUUGGGGGUCUUGAUGGCUCUGGCAGCAUACCCAUAAAUGGCAAUGAUCUGGUGGCCAGCAUGCUGGGUAUUGUUUCCGCCGCCGCCGCAGCACCACCAGCAGCAGCAGCAGCGGAUGGCAAUGGCAGCAGUCUGCUGGGCGAUCUAAAUCCCACAGCAGCCUCCAACAAUGUGACAGUGCCACCGCAGGGACCCAAGCUGACGGCGCUGGACAAGAACGGUUUGUUGGUGCAACUGGUGCCGGUUACGGGCAAUGAUUGCAUGCGGAUCUAUAUGACGACCACAAACGGCUCAGACAAUACAUUAGAGCAAUAUUUGCUAAAGGCGGCCGUUCAAAAGAGUUUCCAGCUGCAAAUGCUGACGCCCUCGGGUAACCUGCUGCCGCCGGGCGGUGUUAUCACGCAGGAAAUGCGCGUUGUGGCCACAUCAAAUUCGGUAUUGCGUAUGCGUUUACGUAUUCAGUAUGCGCUCGAUGGCCAGCAGCUCGUGGAGCAGACGGAGGUCAGCGGCUUUCCAGAGCAGCAGCCAGGAACAGCGGAAUAAAAGAGUGUAACUUGUAUUAAAGCAAAAUUAGCCUAAUAUAUCUAAAAAGAAAAGGAAAACAAACGCAAAGAAACGGAAAAACUCAAAAGAGAAGAAGGAACAGAACAGAAACAGAAGCAGCAGGAAAUUAUGGAAAAACGAGCAACAAUUCUAAAAGCUAACACACACACACACACUGUGGUUGUCACACAUUUAUUGUAAAUUAAGUUAACACACACAAACACAAUCGAAACUAGAUUUCGGAUUGGCGCCCAGCGUUGCCAGACUGUUUUGUCUCCAGUCCAGCGCCCAAGCAAAAACGGGCCAGCCCUUUCGUAUUUGUUUGCUAAUUUAUUUAUAUAUAUACUGUACUACAUAGAUUUCUUGUCAGAUUUUAAAAAACACACACAUUCUUUGUCCAAUAACUUGUCCUAUUUUCUUGUGUUUGAGCAUUCUGUAUCGUGUGUAAUUUGUUUUUUGUGUGUGUUUAAAAGACAACUUUCAGUUUUAAUUUAUAAGACAAUAAAAGUCAAACCUUAUAAAUAGCCCCCCAGAAACUAAAGUAAACAGGCGACUAAAGAGAAAUUGUAUUAAAAAGCAUAAAACAGACAGACAACAAGAAGAGACGUAUCGGAAAUUGUGUAGCAAAAGGCAUUUAAGGGAAAAAGCUUAGCAUUUUAAAUGAAAUGAAAAUGGGAACGAGACGCGGUAUGAAAUGAAAUGUUGAAUGGCCAUUUGAUAAAGAAUCCAUAGAAGCACUUUGUUAAUUCUAUUUAUAAUGCAAUUGUGCCCCCAAAUGGUUUUUGUUGUUUUUUUUUUUUGAUAGAACAAUGUCGAAAAGGAACAGCG